UAACCAUUGGGAAUACGUUGCGGAAUUAUACUUUAUUGGGGUAUAAACGUCUAAAAGGCCUAAAAAAAAACAAACGAAAACGUUUACAAAGACCAACAUUGGAAUUAACAACAAGGAAAGCCCAUUAUGGGUGACAAAACAGACAGUAUCUUCUGGGUGAGGGCGUCUCCAGCAAGUACGACAAAUGUAAAAUUAUCCGAGCCGUUUAAAAAAACAGACACUACCAAGUUCCCUCUGGUAAUUCAGUCUGAAGAUGAAUUGUAUGAUCGGGAGUCUGUUCCUGCCCUGCUGGGAUCGUUUGCAAAAAAUGUCAGCAGUACCCAUGGCUUACCGCAUGUCUUCAAAUCUACGACCCUAUUUAGCCGAGCGAUUUGGGCAACUCUUUUCUUGGUAGGCGUCAGCAUGUUUAUUUGGCAGAUAGCUACUCUUGUCAUCUUCUACAUUAGUUAUCCAGUGAACGUGAAGGUAUCGCCUUGUUUACCAGAAGAUUUUUUGUGCGGUUCGGGUGAGAAUUGUAUCAAACAGUACCUGAGGUGUGAUGGUAUCAACCACUGCCGUGACUUCAGCGACGAAAAUGGGUGCACUUACGGGGACUGUCGAAGCGAUGAACUUUACAAAUGUUCCAACGGGAGUGCCAGUGGAAUAUGUAUCGACAUAUCCCACAAGUGCGAUCGGAUCAGUGACUGCUAUGACGGCGAGGACGAGGAUAAAUGCGAGUGUAAAGUGAAAGAAUUUAAAUGCGUGGAGCGUGGAGGGUGUAUUGACAAGAAACUUGUUUGUGACAAUACAACGGACUGUACUGAUGGCAGUGACGAGGAAGGAUGCGACAUCGAUUGUACGGAUGGUUGGAAGUGCCUUGACGACGCUUGUAUACCCCAUAGCUACCGAUGCGAUGGAUAUACGGAUUGUCGGAAAGGAGAAGACGAAUUAGAAGAAAACUGUGUCAUUGCAACAACCGUUGCACCGGCUUGUUCGGCUGGAGAGUUUCAGUGCCUAAGUUUGGAGUGUAUUCCCGGCACGUGGGUAUGUGACUUUGAACAAGAUUGUUCAGAUGGCAGCGACGAAUAUGACUGCUGGGGAUCGAGUUUUGAGGAAUCAUGUAGCUCCGGGGAGUUCGCGUGUGCAAGUGGCUUUCAAUGUAUCUUCGCAAGUUGGGAAUGUGAUGGAUAUCCUGAUUGCUGGGAUAGUUCUGACGAGAUUGAAUGUGAAUGCAAUGGGUUCACAUGCGUAAGUAGUGGGAUAUGCCUGCCACGAGGCUGGAAGUGUGAUACGUGGGACGACUGUGAUGACGAAUCGGAUGAAGCUGAUUGUAAUGGAGAUUACUAUAUAUACUCCUCUUCAUUGUCGUCGUCGUCUUCAAGUGAAUCAUCUGAAUCUGAAUCACAGGGCUCUUCUGAUGAUGAGUCUGCUCCUGAUUUACAGGACUCAUCUGAAUCUGUAUCUAAACCUGGUUCUCAAGGUUCGUCAGACGCUGAGUCUGCUCCAGAUUCACAGGACUCAUCUGAAUCUGUAUCUAAACCUGGUUCUCAAGGUUCGUCUGACGCUGAGUCUGCUCCAGAUUCACAGGACUCGUCUGACGGUGUAUCUCCACCUGGUUCUCAAGGUUCGUCUGAUGGUGAAUCUGCUCCUGAUUCACAGGAUUCGCCUGACGGUGUAUCUACACCUGGUUCUCAAGAUUCGUCUGAUGGUUCGUCUGAUGGUUUGUCUGUACCUGAUUUACAGGACUCGUCUGACGGUGUAACAAAACCUGGUUCUCAAGGUUCGUCUGAUGGUGAGUCUGCUCCUGAUUUAAAUGCCUCGUCUGACGGCGUAACAACACCUGGUUCUCAAGGUUUGUCUGACAUUGAGUCUGCUCCGGAUUCACAGGACUCGCCUGACGGUGCAUCUACACCUGGUUCUCAAGGUUCGUCUGGUGGUGAGUCUGCUCCUGAUUCACAUAACUCGAUUGACGGUGUAUCUACACAUGGUUCACAAGGUUCGCCCGAUGGUGACUCUGCUGCUGAUUCACAGGACUCGUCUGACGGUGUAACAACACCUGGUCAUCAAGGUUCAUCUGCUCCUGAUAUACAGGACUCGUAUGACGGUGCAUCUACACCUGGUUCUCAAGGUUCGUCUGAUGUUGAGUCCGAUUUUGGAUCAGUGGGCUCGACUGUCAGAUUAUCUACACCUGGUUCACAAAGCUCUUCUGAUGGCGAGUCUACUCCUGAUUCACAGGGCGCAUCUGAUGGUGAAUCUACAAUUGCAUCAGAACUGGGAUCAUUUGUGGAACCUACUACUGAGAUCAGUGGUUCAGUCGAUGUCCAGCCUGAAAAUUCUGACUCCGAAUCUGCCAUUAGGUCUGCAGGCUCUUCUGAUGUUGGAUCUGAAUCUGGUAGACGCAAGCGGUCAGCCAACAAUGGUCCCGUUCAAAUUGGAAGCGAUGCCGACUAUUUUACAACUGAGUAUAUCGGAAAUAACGCAGCAUCAACGGAACCAACUACUACUGUUGAAUCAACCGUGGAACCAAAGUGUGCAGGUGGAUUUAGCUGUCUUUCCGGUGAAUGUCUUGAGAGCUGGAUGGAAUGUAACAACUACCCUGAUUGCUCAGACGGCAGCGACGAGUAUUUGUGUGGAAGUGUAGAUAGCAUGUGUAACCCAGGAGAGAUUAAAUGUCGUGGCGAGGACAGGUGCAUCGACGCGCUGCUUGAAUGCGAUGGUGAAGACGAUUGCCUUUUUAACUCGGACGAAACAGAGUCAUACUGCUCCCGCAACAGUACAGGAGUUGUUUGUCCGGACAAAUAUUUCAUGUGCGAUUCUGGUAAAUGCAUUCACGAAUACAGCAAAUGUAACUCUGUGUUUGACUGUUUUGAUAUGAGUGACGAACGAGAUUGCAUAAAUUCAGACAUUGAAGCUAGUGUAACAUUUGAAUCUGGUUGGCACGAGAAUUAUAACGACAUUACAAUUGAUGAAGAUAUCUACAAAGAAUUUAUCGAUGCGUUUUACAAGAAACGAGACUUUGAAAGGGUGAAAGGAGAGGUUCCUCCUGACUGGUACGGCUUUAUGUCAUUCAGUUCAACUCCAGACUACAGUGACUUAGAGGACGUCCUUAAACUGACGAAAGAUGAGAUUGAAGACCACGGUCAUCAGGCUAACGACUUUAUCUUACAGUGUACGUUCGACCAGAACCAAUGUUCGAUCAGGGACUUCAUUCAUUUUGAAAAUGACGCGUAUGGGAACUGCUUUAUCUUUAAUCAUGGGCAAAAUGGUGAACCCGUCAGAAAUUCAACUCGCACUGGAGCAAAAUUUGGCUUAAAGCUGACUCUAUUUACGGAGCAGGAGGAAUACAUUAGUAUCUACGGAGGCGAGGCUGGCGUACGAGUAGUCGUCGAUAGCAGCGACAGGCUAAAGUUUCCAGAAGAUGAAGGCAUAACUAUCAGACCAGGAGUGAUAACUUCACUUAGCCUGAGAUAUAACGUUGUCACAAAACUCGGGCACCCGUACGGUAAUUGCUCAUCAGAAGGUAAUGAGAGGUACCAUGAUAUGCUGAACCAGGCAUAUGGUGUUAACAAGUAUGUUUAUGGCUACGACCGGAAGUCUUGUGAGAAAAGCUGUGUCCUCGUCAAAAUCAAGGAAAGGUGCGAAUGUUCAGAUGCAGUUUCGCUAAAAGGUGAAAGGUGCAGGGUCCUGAACAAAGAUCGAGACAUUUGCAAACAGCUAAUGUAUUUCUUUUACCAGCGGCAACUGCUUGGAUGUGAUUGCAAACAGCAGUGCAGUGAACAGUACUAUUCAAAGACAGUCUCUCAAUCGCUUUGGCCGUCAGAGGUUUAUCUGAAACAUUUGCUGAAAAGUAUUCAUAAUAUCAACAAAAAGACGAACGGUAUCAACGACAUGGCCUCUGUCAGAGAAAAUAUCGCCAGAUUAGCAAUAUAUUUCGAGGAGUUGAAUUUUGAGAGCACGGUACAGGAACCAGCAUACCAGGUGGAGAGUUUGUUCAGCGACAUCGGUGGUACAGCGGGCCUCUACAUUGGCAUCUCAUUUAUUAGCUUUUGCGAGUUCAUUGAACUACUUUUUCAGCUUGUGAAGCAAAUCAAAAGAUACCACAGUGUAGGAGCUAAAAACAGUCGUUGCGACGAUCUCAAAGUAUAAACAUAUAUCUUUCAUUAAAGACAAAAAAGACGAGCAAUAACAAUAAUACAACAGCGUUAUGAACAAGAAGAUACCUUUAAAUGUCAUAAAAUUAGGACUAGAAAAAAAUAACAAAAACAUCCUCUUACGAUUAGCAGAUGUUAUAAUGUAAGGAUUUGAAAGUACCCCAAAAUACAACGGCUUUAUAAAACCAACUUCACAGAACAGAAAGCCUGUAAUAUUUACGCCUAGAAAAUUAUUCCUGGCUCACCAAAUCGCAAACCUUAAAAAUAACCUCAACAAACAGUAUACAUACAUAUAACUAAAUAUAACCGUUUGUAUAGGCCUAACUCAAUAUUACAACGGACUUUAUCAAGUGCCGAAAUAUCAUAUUGUAAUUUAAAAUCUAGUAGGAUAGGUCUCCAUUAUAAUUAAUUAUUGUAAUAAUGGGAUUAACCAGCAUUUAUUUAUUUAUUUUUUAAAUUAAAUAUUUUCUUUUGACUAAUUUUCCUUGUUUGUGGGAGCAAAAUGUUCUAUGAUUGGGGGUAAAAUUUUGCUUGGUCAGACAAUUUUAGCACUGUUUCUUUUUUCGAUCCAUACUAUAUGAUUUUAUAAUUGUCAUUUUAUGUAGAUUGGUCAAGACAGUUUAGUACAUAUAAUAAUUUGUUUUAUUUAUUAUAUUUUAUAUUAAAAUUUUAAUUAACUUUUAUAAGUUUUUAUGUGUGAAGGUUUGACUAUUUUAUUUACAAAACUGGAGAGCCACAAUGAUAGCGUUGAUAGCUCCUGGUACUUUUGGAUGCCCUUUUCUCUCAGUUCUUUUUUGUAUGAUUGUAAUGUUUAUCUGAAAACCGAAUAAACUAUAAAAAUAAUAAAAAAAAUAACCUACAAUAUUGCUGUCGAUGCAUUACUACAUAAAUUAUAAACAAUUUAUGGCACAGGGCAUAUUGAUCUGCAGCCUUUUCAUUUACAGGUAGGACCUGUCGCUCGAUAGUAAUAAUCAUGUGUGCGAUCCAAAAAGCUAAUGUGUUUACCAAAGUAGUGUAAUUUUUUUGAUAUGCACAAUAAAUAGACGGUUAGAUUUACGUCACUUAGGCUCAAGUUACAGAUUAUCAAAUAUUGUUAUAGGUUCUUUGUUGAAUUAUUUAGACCUGUAUUGGAUAUGACGUUAAUAUACUAAAUAAAAUUGGUCAGAUAUUAUACUAAUAGUAACAAAGUGGAAGACACUUGCAUAAUAAAUGCAUGGAGUAGACACCGGUGUACUUACGUAAAGUGCACCGUCAUAUACUUACAUCAUAAUUGAUGCAAUUAUCAUG
Molecule: messenger RNA, 5417 nt
Organism: Anneissia japonica
Lineage: Eukaryota; Metazoa; Echinodermata; Crinoidea; Comatulida; Comatulidae
Product: low-density lipoprotein receptor-related protein 1B-like
Exons: 23
Coding region: 127-4125 (1332 amino acids)
Biological process (GO): sodium ion transport
Cellular component (GO): membrane
Molecular function (GO): sodium channel activity; protein binding
Source: RefSeq, a predicted model, not a curated record